AUGAGCCCGGCCUCUGUGACUCUGGCCAGUGCCCUGCAGGUCCGGGGCGAAGCUCUGUCUGAAGAGGAGAUCUGGUCCCUCUUGUCCCUGGCUGCUGAGCGGCUCCUGGAAGACCUCCACGGUGAUUCCUCGGACUAUGUGGUCUGCCCCUGGUCAGCCUUGCUUUCUGCGACUGGAAGUCUCUCCUUCCAAGACCAUGUUUCUCAUAUAGAGGCGGCUCCUUUCAAGGCCCCUGAACUGCUACAGGGACAGAGUGAUGACGAGCAGCCUGAUGCAUCUCAGAUGCACGUCUAUUCUUUGGGAAUGACCAUGUGCGAAGACCAGCCUGGCAGGCGGCUACCGCUGCAGUCCAUCCUGGAAGCUUGUCGGAUUCAUUGGGAAGAAGUGGCUGUCCACCCAGCCUCUGCCAGUCUCCACGUCAGACAGCUGGUCGGCUUGGUUCUGGGCACCAUCUCCGAGGUGGAGAGGAGGGCUGUGGAGGAAAGCUUGUCCGGGCAGCGGGACAGAAGCUACCUGCUCAGGAACAGGCUGCAGCAGGCCAGCUGUGAGAGCCGGGCAGCGAGGGCCCCGGGGUGUCUGCAUCCCUGCAGAGUUUCAGAGAGAAGCACAGAGACUCAGAGCUCCCUGGAGCCCAGACUGAGCGCCUCAGCACACAGUUGCUGCAGCCUCUCUGUGAACAGCGUUCUUCCAGCUGAAGUUCCCCCAGAUCUUCAGGAAGGCCGACGGCUCAGCUCUGGUUCUGCUCUCCCAGAAAACUCACGGCUAGCAACUCCUUCUGGAAAGGGUUUCCUGCAAAGAAAGGGAAAGUUCUCCAGGCCGGAGUUCGUCCUGCUGGCUGGAGAGGCCCCGGUGAUCUUGUAUCUGCCUGGAACAAUUGUGACCAAAAAAGGGAAGUCCUAUUUGGCUCUCCGGGCCCUCUGUGUAGUGCUGCUGAACGGGCAGUGCCUGGAGGUGAGAUGUGACAUCACGUCGACAGUGGGAGCCGUCUUCAGCGCUGUUGCGUCCUUUGCCAACCUUGGGGAGCUCACCUACUUUGGCUUGGCUUACAUGAAAGGCAAAGAGUUCUUUUUCCUGGACGCUGAAACCAGGUUGUGCAAAAUAGCCCCCGAAGGCUGGAGUGAGCUGCCCCAGAAGAAGAGCUCCCCGGAUACCUUCACGCUCUUUCUGAGAAUAAAGUUCUUUGUCAGUCACUACGGGCUGCUCCAGCACAGUUGGACAAGGCACCAAUUUUACCUGCAGCUUCGGAGAGACAUCCUGGAGGAGAAGCUGUACUGCAAUGACGAGAUGCUGCUGCAGCUGGGGGUCCUCGCCCUGCAGGCUGAGUUUGGCAGUUACCCAGAGGAGCAGGUAGAGAGUAAAGCCUAUUUUCGAGUUGAAGAUUACAUCCCCGCAAGUCUGAUUGAGAGGAUGACGGCUCUCCGGGUCCAAGUCGAAGUCUCAGAGCUGCACCGUCUAAGUCCUGUGCUCUGGGGAGAGGAUGCGGAGCUGGAGUUCUUGAGGGUGACUCAGCAGCUCCCUGAAUAUGGUGUGCUGGUUUACCAAGUUCUCCCAGAGAAGACAAGGCCAGGAGGAGAGAUGGCCUUGGGGCUCUGUGCCAAGGGGGUCAUAGUGUACGAAGUGAGAAACAACAGCAGAAUUGCGACUUCACGGUUUCAGUGGAGAGAAAUUGAAAAGAUUUUGGCCUAUCGAAAGAAGUUCAUCAUCACAAGCAGCAUCACUGGGAAAAAGCACAUGUUUGUCACUGAUUCAGCCAAGACCUGUAAAUAUUUACUGAGCCUCUGCUGCGCCCAGCAUGGAUUUAAUGCUCGGACGAGCUCUCCCGGAGUUACAACUGUUACAUUUGACUAUGAUAAGUGUGUGCAAAUGGCCAAUCUGAGUCUUGCACACCUGGCCCAGUCCAAGCCGCUCACUUGGAUCCAGAGACUGUCGUGCUCAGAAAAUGCGCUGUUUGUACCCGGGCUGGAGGGUGCGGCAGGAGGCCUGCUGCACACAUCACUGGAUAACUUCACUGUGGACACCAGCAAGGGGACCAGGGCGCAAGGACUCAGAGGCAGGCCCUGCCCAGGCCACGAGCAGCUGGAGCACAUCUGUUUGACCCAGAAGCCAACGACUUGUGACCCUCUCUCUGGACUGCCUGCUCAGAGCAUGCGCACGGGGCCACAAAAUAAGAGAAGGAACUUUACAGCUGAACUAGACCGAGAAAUUGUGCGUGUGACACUGAGCCGGGAUCCACGCCGUGGUUUUGGUUUUGUCAUUAAUGAGGGAGAAGAUGUAGGCAAAGUUGAUCCUGGCAUCUUUAUAUCUUCUAUUAUACCUGGGGGACCAGCUGAAAAAGCUAAAAAGAUCAAACCAGGAGGGCAGAUACUAGCCUUGAAUCACAUCAGUCUGGAGGGCUUCACAUUCGACAUGGCUGUUAGAAUGAUUCAGAAUUCUCCUGACAACAUAGAAUUAAUCAUUUCUCAGUCAAAAGGUGUUUGCGGAAAUACCUCAAGCGAGGAGAAGAAUAGCACGGCCAACUCUGGGGUCUUCUCUACAGACAGCCUGAGCAACGGGCACCUGGGAAGUUUUUCAUCACACACACAAGACCAGGAAAGAAAUAUUGAAGAACUGGAAAUGGCUCGGACUCAGAGCUUAAUGCCCAGGCUGAGGCCUCAGAUGUCUGCUCUGCCAUUUAAGGGUACUGGUUCCUCGUGCCCUCUAUCACCUUCAGAAAACAAUGCCAGUGAAAUCUACUUUGUGGAGCUGGUUAAAGAAGAUGGGACACUUGGAUUCAGCGUGACUGGUGGCAUUAACACAAGUGUGCUCUGUGGAGGUAUCUACGUGAAAUCCAUCAUUCCCGGAGGGCCAGCAGCCAAGGCAGGGCGGAUCCUGCAGGGUGAGGAUGGAGUCAUUCUGGGCUCUGCGUUCUAUGGUGUGAUGAGCCCCGGCGUGGGGGGUGCAGCCUUCAAGCCUUGCCCCACUCUCACUCUGAUGCCUUGUGCAAGUGAUUGCCUCUCCAGGUCAUGGUUUCCUUACCUGGAAAAGGAGAUGAUUUAA
Molecule: messenger RNA, 3036 nt
Organism: Eubalaena glacialis (North Atlantic right whale)
Lineage: Eukaryota; Metazoa; Chordata; Mammalia; Artiodactyla; Balaenidae
Product: FERM and PDZ domain-containing protein 2-like
Exons: 23
Coding region: 1-3036 (1011 amino acids)
Cellular component (GO): cytoskeleton
Molecular function (GO): protein binding
Source: RefSeq, a predicted model, not a curated record